ACUUGUCCUGUCUGCUCUGCCACUUCUAAACAAUCUUUUAUCAUUGGUGGAUGAUAUAAGUGAGCCUGAUACCAAACAGGGGUCAGAUACAGUUUCAGGAAACUGUCGUAUCCUUCUUCACAUCAUUAAUAAUAGAAAGAGCAUGCACAGCCAGGAAGCAGAAGCUGGGGCUGUUUUCAUUAUUACUCUACAGCACAGAAACAUGGACCUCUCCGUUUUGCCAAACAACAACCAUCCUGAUAAAUUCCUCCAACUGGAGGUUAAAUCUUUGGUGAAAAACUCUGCCUUUCUACCAGCCAACUGGGCAAAAUUCCCAGAAGCCGCUUUACCUGGAGUGCAGCGGUGGCACAACAGGAUCUAUUUACAGAGAGAAAAGAGAACUGUCACUGAGCUGCCAGGCUUAGACUUGAACAGGGUCAGUCAAGAAAUAAUAGACAAAUCACUGGGGAAACACAUUACUCCCAUCACCCUGAAAUCCACAAUCAAGAGCAAUCCACUGUACAGUGAUAUCCAUGUGGAUGAUGACUGGGAGGAGAAGAAAAAGAACCCUUCCUGGACUGUGCAAGACUAUGACAGACAGUCACUGCACUCCAACUUGGCCAGCCACAUAAAGGAAAAUCCUAAUGAUCUACAGUUCUGGAUGGGGGAUAUUUAUACUCCUGGGUAUGAUACCUUGUUAAAAAAGAAGGAGAGAGAAAAAAAACAUUCAAAAUAUUGCCGAAUCAUUCUGCUCACGGUACUAGCCAUUUGCAUUCUAAUUACUGUAAUCACACUUAGAUGUGGGGGAAGGGCUGCUCUAUUUUUUGCGAUCCUCGGGCAUGGCAGUGGCGAUGCGGGUUCCUUUGGUGACCCCUCGCGGCGGAGCGCGGCGGGCGGAGGGACCCCGCGGCUCCAGCGUGCUCCCGGAAAAUGCGGAACGUGCCGGCUGGGAAGAGAAGGCCCCUUCCCGCUCCUGCGGGAGCGGCUGCCCCACCGUGAAGGACGGGGCUUGCUGCUGCGCUCUUCGGAGAGCACUCGCAGGGGAAGAGCCCAUUGUCCGCUCAAACGAGAGCUGUGCUGCUGGUAG
This is a messenger RNA of Serinus canaria (Common canary), 1066 nucleotides long. It is a transcript of the gene MINAR2, whose product is annotated as membrane integral NOTCH2 associated receptor 2. Bases 143 to 1066 code for a protein of 307 amino acids. NCBI's taxonomy places the organism in Eukaryota, Metazoa, Chordata, Aves, Passeriformes, Fringillidae. The record is from RefSeq and is a predicted model, not a curated record. The transcript is spliced from 4 exons.